AUGUUUGUGUUCUUAGCAAUAACUAUGCUUAUGGCCAGGAAUAAAAAAUUAGAAAUACAAGACUACUGGUCCAUGGACCCCUUAUCUCAUCAACCAAUAUUUGGCAAAUACAUGAGUCGCAACAGAUACCAAAUUAUAUUGCGAAUGCUUCAUUUUAGCCAGAAUGAAGAUCAAGUACCAGGGGACAGACUUGCAAAAGUGCGUAUGCCUUUGAAAGAAAUAACCAAAAAUUUCAAAGAAGCAAUGGUUCCUUUUGAAAAUUUAGCUAUUUAUGAAAGUUUAGUGCUUUGGAAAGGAAGAUUAUCGUUCAAACAAUUUAUUAAAACCAAAAGUCACCGUUUUGGCAUUAAAAUAUUUGUGUUGUGUGAUGUUGAAACCGACUUUAUACUUGACAUAAUUAUAUAUACUGGGAGUACCACUGAGUAUACAAAAACUGACCCUAGCCUUGGAAUUUCUUGUGCUGUUGUGAACACACUUAUCAAACCAUAUUUGAAUAGAGGCCAUAAAUUAUUCAUAUAUAAUUGGUAUUCAUCACCAUCCUUGGAUAACUAUCUUCAUAAGAGAAAAACUAAUGUCACAGGGACAGUUCGAAAAAAUCGAAAAGGUAUGCCGACCCUAUUAGCCAAAUUAAAAGUUGGACAAACUGAAAGCCAACAUACCAAGACUAUGUUAGUAGUAAAAUGGAAAGAUCGUAGGGAUGUAUUUAUGCUCACUACUCAGUUUGAAGACAAAAUGGUACAUAUUGGAAAAAAUGAUCAUCAAGGUAAUGCAAUUUUGAAACCAGUAGCAGUAAUGCAUUAUAAUGAAAGCAUGGGGCCAAUCGACAAAACGGACAUGCUCUUGAGUUCAGUUGUGAGCAAACAAUGUGUGAGAAGAACAAUCAAGUGGUAUAAAAAAUUAUUUUUUCACUUGAUUGAUCUUUCACUUUUGAACGCGUACUCAGCUUACAAAACGUGUACUGGACUCAAAACUAACCUUGCAGACUUCCAGUACUAG
This is a messenger RNA of Macrosiphum euphorbiae (potato aphid), 996 nucleotides long. Lineage: Eukaryota; Metazoa; Arthropoda; Insecta; Hemiptera; Aphididae. The record is from the annotation of a GenBank genome assembly.